AUUCCUUCUUAGCGAAAGGCUCUGCCACUCUGGGUGAAUUGAAGGACCUCUGCAAGGAAGGGAAAGAACAUCCUUCCAAGCUCUUGCAGCUCUAUACACAGGCACUCUUAGACAUAACGUAUUUUGAGGAAAACCAGCUUGUGGAUGAAGAUUUUCCAGAAGAAUCUUCCUUGCAAAAAGUAAAAGAACUUAUUUGUAUUCUUUCAGAGCCAGAAGACCUAGUAAGGGAGUGCAACAUAAAUGAAGAACCCAUCAACAUCCUUGGUGCAGAGCUGUUAGAAUGUCUUUAUUGGAGAAAAGGAGCCCUGCUUUAUAUGUAUUGUCAUACAGCAAAAGAAAGGAGUGAAUGGCUACAAGAAAAUAUUGCCAUGUUUAAAAAGUGUCUUAAUGAUGGAGUUCAUUACUUGAUGAAGAUGCUUAGCUUUAGGUGCCCUGUCCAGCUAAAUGAAGAUGUAUUGCUUCAAGAUAACGACACAGCUAAAUUACUCAGUGAAGGCGUAUUUAGUGACACUCAUUUGCUGGCAAUGAUGUACAGUGGAGAAAUGUGCUACUGGGGACUGCAACAGUGCGGAGAAGGGGAGCAGGAGAGCUUUGAGACAGUAGGUUCCGUCUCUAUCAGCUGCAGAUCACGGAGUGCUUCGCUGGAUUUCAGAGAAACGGGCAAGAAUGUGUUAACAAAGUAUGUGACUGUGUGCGAGGGACCUUUAAAAGGCCAAGGGUGGAACACGACAGCUGCAAAACAAAUGCUGCGUCACUUCUUGAAAGCCCGCGACUGA
Apaloderma vittatum (bar-tailed trogon) is the source of this 776-nucleotide messenger RNA. It is a transcript of the gene RIMOC1, whose product is annotated as chromosome unknown open reading frame, human C5orf51. Gene Ontology annotation, biological process: mitophagy. The transcript is spliced from 5 exons. Lineage: Eukaryota; Metazoa; Chordata; Aves; Trogoniformes; Trogonidae. The annotation marks the transcript as partial. The record is from RefSeq and is a predicted model, not a curated record.